This is a messenger RNA of Cyprinus carpio (common carp), 1235 nucleotides long. Its product is annotated as zinc finger protein 414-like. The record is from RefSeq and is a predicted model, not a curated record. NCBI's taxonomy places the organism in Eukaryota, Metazoa, Chordata, Actinopteri, Cypriniformes, Cyprinidae.
UCAACGUAUGUUCUCGCGAUAUGUAAUGACGAACGUAACGCACGUAGGCAGGGUGGAAAUACGGUGUAGCUAGAUAAACGCUUUAAUUUGAAUUAAUGUCUGUGUUUUACAAGAAGCUUUGAAAACUUUGAGAAAUCCAUUUAAACUCGUGCGUCUGCGGACGUCCCUGAAUGUUAACGUUGGGUGCAGGUCUGACUGGAACAGGAACAAUCCCACUACCUCAACUACAAACAAUCACCAUGGAGGGCUGUCAAAUGUCCUGCUCAUUUUUUGGGUGCAAGAGGACCUACAAUAGUCCUGAAGCACUGAAUAGUCAUCUUCAGGACCAUCAAAAGAACACUGCCCAGUCUCUUCCAGGAAAAACGUUCCUGUGCUCUCAUAUAGGAUGUGACGGUUCAUUCAACAACAUGCAGCAGCUAAUGGAACAUAUGAGGCACCACUACAAGCCAAAUUAUUUUUUCCUGUGCGAGAGCUGCAGGGCCAAACUGCGUUCUUACCGCACUCUUCUCAAACACCUGCAGACCUGUGCUAAAGUUGCUAAGAACAAGGCUGCAAAAAUAGAGACCGGAAUGGCAUCUGACACAGAUCCCACCAAUGUUCCGCCCGCUUCCGCUGACAUGGAAUCAUCUGCACCCCUCUUAGACCCAAAUGCACCUGAGGAGAUGGAGUCUAUGCCCUCUUUGCCCACAAAUCCAACACUGACAAGCAUGCCAGUAACCCAGCGGCCCCCAGAAAAUAACCCAUUCACUAACCCCAUACCUGCAGGGCCUGUAACUGUGCCGCUUGCCACUCUAAAUCCUGCCUCAAUCCAAAAUCUUCCUUGCCAACCAGAAUCUCCCUACAGCUCCUUUCCACCUGCUCUGUCUCCUGUUAACUCAGUCUUCCAGGCAGAUCCGGGCCUACAGCAGCAGCAGAGGUCUCCUAGGUCUGGUCCUCCCAGUCUAACGGCUUCACCGCCCCUGCCGUCACCACCAGGAUCAAACGCAGUCUGGAGGAAGAACCAAGGUCAGUCCUUCAACUGCCGAAUCCUUUGGGAGCACACAAGAGGUCGGUACAGUUGCCUACAGUGCGGCCACUGCACCCCAGACCGGGGGGAGAUGACCGCUCAUAUUGAGGGCCAACACAGGAAAAGAGGGGGGGGGGUGAAGUGUGAUCAUGAUACAGAGAUUGCCACCGCAUCUUUACUGGCUAAGACUUCACUAAACUCUGAGAACUCAACUUAUACACAGCUCUAA